Messenger RNA from Plectropomus leopardus (leopard coralgrouper), 2242 nucleotides. Lineage: Eukaryota; Metazoa; Chordata; Actinopteri; Perciformes; Serranidae. The record is from RefSeq and is a predicted model, not a curated record.
UGAGCAUGAUAUCUCAAGAAAACCUUAAACGGAAUUUCAUCAAAUUUGGCACAAACGUCUACUUAAGCUCAACGUGGAACUAAUUAGAAUCUGGGGUCAUAGGUUGAUGUGACCUUGAGCCCGUUUCAUUCUCUUGAGCACAAUAUCUUAACAAGGCUUCAAGGGAGUUUCCUCAAAUUUGGCACAAAUAUUCACUUGGACUUAAGAAUGAUCGUAUUUAAUUUUGGUGGUCAAAGGUCAAAAAUCAAGGUCUCUGGGACCUCACAAAACACAUUCUGGUCUGUAACUCUUGACCAUAGAAUCCAAAUGCUAAUUAUGACUAAAUUUCACACUAGUGUCAAAUUAAAUUGAUUAAGUGAUUUCAUAUGAAAAGUGAAACCAAAUAAAUGAUUAAUAUUAGGCAAGGCAAAUUUAUUUAUAUAGCACAUUUCAUACCCAAAGGCAACCCAAAGUGCUUUACAGAUCAAUCAAGUCAAAUUUCAUUGUACACCAAUCACAAGGCAUCCCCCAAAGAGCUGUACAAAUAAGUAUUUCAAUUCAGUUAGAUCUAUGAAGUCCAAAAUCACAAAUCACAAUUAGCCUUACAGGAAUUUACAACAUAUGACAUCCCUCUGUCCUUGGACCUUCACAACUGAUAAGUAAAAACUUCUCCCCAAAAAACUUAAACAGGGAAAAAAACAACUAUGAAUUGUUUUUUUUUUUUUUGUUGAAUUUUUUUUUAUAAUUCUGCACACACUGUACCUCAGACAGAUCAGAUGACCAUGUGAGACAUCCUGACAUCUAGUGAACAAAAGAAUCUACUGACAAAGAGGGAAGGAUGAUAGCUUUAAUCUAAGAGGAUUUUAUUAAAGUACUAUAUAACAAGACUUACAUCAAGCAGUCUAUUUAGUGUGACUUGUACCAUACAGUAUCAGAAGAUUUCAUCAGCUCACUUGUGAGAGGCGUGUUACCACAGGAUGUGGCAAACCUUGCUGUGCUUAACCCUACCAGAAAACAACUUUUUUAACCUCUUAUUGCUGUUUAUGGGUUACCACCAGCACAGUGCUUACCUCUAAUAAACAACCUUACAACUAGAAAGUCAAUUAUGCUACAAAACUGUAAAGUUUGCUUAAAAGUUUAAAAAAACUUUUUUUCUACUAUCUUUUAUUUGUGCUAAAAAAUUGAAAGUAUCUAAUGUUGAAAACUCAUGUUGGAAAUCUUUCUUGAAACAAUGGCUACUAAACUAAAACUUACAUUAAUUUCAGUUCCUCAUAGGGUUUCUGAGGCAUCCCAAAAAUAAAGAUCUACAUGUGAGGUCUCACAUAAAUACAUAUAAGCCUAUAUUUCUAGACCAAACUGUUACUUUGGCCUUAGAUGACUUUAACUUUAUGUUUUCAAUUUAAAAGAUAAAUAAAUAAAUAAAAGCUAAACGGUGUUAUUUCCUGAACACUGGCAGGUGCAGGAACUGAAAUGUGGUAUGUAGACCCUGUAGCAUAAAACAGGAAGUCUUCUCUGAACCACACAUGCAGUGAUUCUGUUGCUAUCGAUUCUACAAACACAAAGAGAAGGAACUGUACUACCUGCUGUCCAAAAGACGAUGAAGAACACCUCUUGUCCUCAUAUCAGCUUUGACUUUUCAGGCAGAUUUCUGCCUCCUGUUUAUAUCUCGGUCUUCAUCAUCGGUCUGGUAGCUAAUGGAUGGGGACUGAAGUCUUUGCUGCAAAACUGGAAGAAACUGGGUAACGUCAACAUUUUUGUUCUCAACCUUGGACUUACAGAUAUUUUGUACCUGCUCACACUCCCAUUUUUGGUUGUGUACUACUUCAUGAAGAGUCAGUGGAUCUUUGGACAGGUAUUCUGCAAGAUAACAAGAUUCUGCUUCAACCUGAAUCUGUAUGGCAGCAUCGGGUUUCUUACCUGUAUAAGUGUGUACAGGUACCUGGCCAUUGUGCAUCCAAUGAGAGCGAUGGGAAGAAUAACCGUCACCCACUCUGUGAUCAUCUCAGUCAUGGUUUGGCUGUUGGUGAGUGUUCAAAGUCUUCCAGACAUGUUCUACAUCAAAACAUACAGCAAACCAACUGGAAACACUGAAAAAUGUUUUGAUACCACCGACAGAAGCUUUGUUGAGAGUUACCUGAAAUACAGCCUUGGAUGGACACUCACUGGUUUUUGUGUCCCAUUGCUGAUCACACUGGGCUGCUACGGACAUGUGAUUGUCGUUCUCUGCCGUGCUCUGUCAGAUAAGUCGUGCUUUGUGUGUUGA